Messenger RNA from Rhodofomes roseus, 2758 nucleotides. RefSeq lists its product as uncharacterized. The record is from RefSeq and is a predicted model, not a curated record. The coding region runs from base 438 to 2489 and encodes 683 amino acids. Lineage: Eukaryota; Fungi; Basidiomycota; Agaricomycetes; Polyporales; Fomitopsidaceae. The transcript has 2 exons.
GGCUUGGCUGCCGCCCACUCCCUGGGCGGUGUUGAAGAUCUUCCUCUCACAGCCCGCGGGAUGCACUCAGCAUCAAGCUCCAAGUGUGAAAUAUCAAUCUUCUGGAAUCCAAUAGAGUUCGCGCUCACGAAGGACCCGCACAACGUGGGUCCGAUGCACCAUGGGGACGGGUGUAACAAUCGACGCGACUCUAGCACCCACAACCAGUCCUCGGAGAACUGGGUGAGAACUGUGAGUCGUCGUAUAUCCCGUUCACGAUGUCUGACUACGCGGGUGCGUGUUACCAUGAUUUGCGAGGAUGAUCGCUCCGCGGGCCAACCCCGGUGUCGGUCAGCCUCUCGUCCAUGUUACCGCCCUGACAGCCUCAUGGAUCCCCAUCCCCGUCUUUGCCUUGGAUGUCUUGAUCGUUGCUUUUCAAAGUGGUCGCACUCCUCGAUAUGUCCACGGCUCCGACGAAUGUGCCUAACCCAGGGCGCGCUUUGUCGACGAAUGGCUCAUUGUCCUCGAUCAACUUGGUGCGCCUCUUGAACAGUCGUACCUACGAAGACCUGUUGUCAUGCUCGCUUCUCCUACCGUCCUGCACGGUAGAUUCACUCUCUUUUCACAAUGCCCCUCCUUUCCCUUCUGACGCUAGGCCACCUCUGUACCUCAAUGCAUUUGAUGGUCUCUCCAAGUGCCGACCCGGGGACUUGACUUCGGCAGAUCGCGCUGUCGUCACUGUCCCUACUCGCCCAAGAAUGCGUCUCGCAAUCAUGGAGAACAUAUAUAUCGACCGGUGGAGGUUAUCUGUAUCGGGCCAUCCGCCUCGUGAGCUCGAGACUCCGUCUGAAGGACCUAUGCCGUCUGUCGGCUCUGUCUGGAUACCAGAAGGCUCUCUUGUGGCACCCGAACGCUUCCGGCGCGAAGCCAUCCGUAUAUCACCCUCCGACAAUGGCUCUCUAUGCUCAUUUGCAGUUUCCAUCGGUUAUGGUACGGAGGAAGCUGGGAAUAUAGUUGAGCUCAGCCACCCUAUGAUCCAAGUUGAGGACGAAGGAACAAAAGGCGAAGGCUCGCAAGAAUCACGCGCCGAGACCAAGCAUACCGUCCCUACUAUCAUGGUUUCGAACUCCACGGCUAUCGUCCCGCUUUCGCUUGAAUCCUCACAUAGCCUUGCGUCUGUCCCACUAGCCCUCCGCAGAGGUCUGAAGAUGCCAUCCCCAAUCGCCGUGCCUUCGUCAGCCGGUCUCGUCACACAGGCCAUAUCAUAUCCAGGCAUACCGUCUCCAUUUUUGGGCUCACCGUCAUCGUCAAGGCCCUCGUUCGAUUACCUGGAUAGCGAGGCCUCGAAACCCUCUGACGACCUCGUCUUCAUGUGCACGGACUUGUAUUCACGGUUGCCGGUGAUAUGCUUGAGCCUGCCUUGCUCUCCAUUGUUGCCUGCACCGGAGGAACCCGAGGGCCACUCGCGCACUUUGGCUCGCGAACAAGCGCCUAUAUCCGACGCGGCAGAGGACGACUGGGCCGGUCCGCGCGACUUUGUUGAACAACACGCCGACAAGAUCCCUGAACUCUUCGAGCACACUCCCGUGCGAUCGCAGCCUCCGGUCUCCCCUUGUUCCACGCCCUGCGACAUGUCUGUCACUCUUGUCGAUAUAAUGGAAGCUGGUUCUCCAGCGACGCCAUCGCCACCGACGCCGGACGUGGACCCCAAGAGACAAAGGAGGAGGACUGUUGUUAUCGAGCGCUCGCCAUCGCCUCGAGUAUCCUCUCUGCUACCGACGGAAGCGCAGCACACAAAAGAAGAGCUAGCAGAGCAAGAGCCGGUUCCGUUCGAGCCACCGGCCGGAGGCCACCUCUCGUGCACUGCGUGCCACCAAUCUUUCCUUGUGCCAUCGCGUCCCACGAGCACGGCGAGUAUGCGCCCGUCUAAGGGGAUCUUGAAGCCGAAGAAGAGUGUUCGUUUCUCUAUGGUCCCGGAGUGUGUCGAGGCCCCUGUGGAGUGUGAGGAGGUUCAGAAGCAGGACACUGCGCGGUCACGGUCAGGAUCGGUCCCGCCGGUUUCUACGCCUCGCAAGAUCCUGUCGCGACGCAGCUACGCGCCUCAAACGAGCACAUCUCCUGACAAGUCGCACACCAAGGAAAAUGAGCCGACGACCUGGCCGCGCCACCCCGCCCUCCGCGCUAUGGCUCGCCACACGACCGACAUGACGAGCCCGCAGACGCCAACGCCGGCCAUUCUCACGGACGAACAGCGUGGCCCUCUCCGGGCACUCAAUGUCCGUCAGAGCCUCCCUGCCAAGCGCAGUUCUACGGCGGUGCAGGAUGAACAGCCGGCGCGCAAGAGCAUCGCCGUUGGCGACAUCGGAAAACCUCGGCGGUUGAUGAAGUCGGUGUCGACGUACACCGCGAAGGCUGACCCUGAGAGCGUGGCUGCGAAGCGGCAGUCGUCUCCAACGAAGAGUCGGAUGCCGGUGCCACUGCGGAAUAUCUUCACGAAGAUGAGGUCGUAGGUUCUGGAUGGGUAUAAUGCAGUGGAUCAUCGACUUGUAUACAUGAUAGUGCCUCUGGAUGCGCAGCAUAUCUGCGCAACCGUCUUCAAUACAGUGCAGAGUCACUGUGGAACUUACGGUAGAGGUCUUCAAGGCCACUGGUUUGUGGGAUUUGAUGUGUGGUACAGUGCGUAUAGCAGUUUCCUUCCUAUUUGUCAAUGACGAUGAAACCUUAUUGGUGGCGGUCAAAUUUUGAUCUCGCGUCUAACUGAUGAGGCCUGAGGUACGAU